GGGACAACGACAGCCGCCAUCUUGAGCUGGCCAAAUUUUCGCUACAUUACCGAUUUAAAGGGCCCAAAUAAACAAUAAAGGAAGCCAUAUAAAAGGCCCGAAGUGACACUGUUCCCAAGAUAAAAAACAAAUAUACCUUUAAAAAGUUAUUAUGAGCCAAUGACCCUUGUAUUUUAGGAGUAAUUCUGGUCGUUGUGAGGGAUAUGUAGCAACUCCGACCCCCACUAUCCCCCGCUGUGCAUAGUACAGUGCUACCCUGUACAUUGACCAAGUGUGUGGUUGUGUGUGUGUGACGCCGGCACCACCAAAACAUUUUACUCUUCAAGACACUUUCGUCCAUACGGUUUGGUCUUCUGCCACUGCAGAGGGCACCUGUUAUGCCAGAUCUCCUAAGAGGGCAUAUCGUCAACCUUUUCAAGACAGCUGUGAUCUUUUCAACCGCCAAACUGUGGAAAUCGAGCAGCUCGAAAAUGCCCCUUCCCAGCCGGGCACGAGUGUAUCCAGAUGUGAAUACACAUAGACCAAGGGAAUACUGGGACUACGAAUCACACGUAGUUGAAUGGGGGCAGCAAGAUGACUAUCAGAUAGUGCGGAAACUAGGGCGAGGCAAAUACAGUGAGGUAUUUGAAGCCAUCAACAUUACCAACAAUGAAAAAUGUGUAAUUAAGAUAUUAAAGCCUGUAAAAAAGAAGAAGAUUAAACGUGAAAUAAAAAUCCUAGAGAAUUUACGGGGAGGUACAAAUAUCAUCUCAUUAUUAGCAGUAGUCAAAGAUCCAGUGUCGAGAACACCAGCUUUGAUAUUUGAACACGUGAAUAACACAGAUUUCAAGCAAUUAUACCAGACACUCACAGAUUAUGACAUUCGGUUUUACUUGUUUGAGCUUCUAAAGGCAUUGGACUUUUGUCACAGUAUGGGGAUCAUGCAUCGGGAUGUCAAACCACAUAAUGUAAUGAUAGAUCAUGAAAAUAGAAAGUUACGGUUAAUAGAUUGGGGUUUAGCAGAAUUCUAUCAUCCUGGCCAGGAGUACAAUGUACGCGUAGCUUCACGAUAUUUCAAAGGUCCAGAACUUCUCUUGGAUUAUCAGAUGUACGACUAUUCCCUGGACAUGUGGAGUCUCGGCUGUAUGUUCGCCAGUAUGAUAUUUAGGAAGGAGCCCUUCUUCCAUGGGCAUGAUAACUAUGACCAACUUGUCAGGAUAGCCAAAGUGUUAGGGACCGAAGAGCUAUACGAAUACAUAGAAAAGUACCAAAUAGAACUUGAUCCUAGGUUUAAUGAUAUCUUAGGAAGACAUUCAAGAAAACGAUGGGAACGUUUUGUUCAUAGUGAAAAUCAGCACCUGGUAAGUCCCGAAGCCCUGGACUUCCUGGACAAGCUAUUGCGCUACGACCAUGCUGAGAGGCUCACGGCAAGAGAAGCCAUGGAGCACCCCUAUUUCUAUCCCAUUGUGAAGGAGCAAGGCCGCAUGUCGUCAAUGUCCGGCCACAGUUCUAGUUCCCCAACUCCAGUGAACAACUCAGGCCAGACAGGUAAGCUUACAGGUCCAGGACUUACGAGCGCUGUCAAUGCACAAGCCAGUUCCCCGGUCGUGCCCACCACGGUGUCGCCUUUACCAGCCAACACCACUGCACAGACCUGAUGUACCGCCGCAGAACCUAGUAGAAUUUCUCCAAAUAAAAUAUAACAAAUCCGAUGAUAUUGUAACAAAAUGAACUUCAAAUUUUUCUAAAUGAAAUGAUUGUAAUCUCUCACUUGUUGGGUCACUGAGGGAUGCUCGUCAUGCGCAAUGGAUUGCGAGGAUCAAGAUGUCUCAAAGGAAUUCAACAGCAUUCGAGUCUGAGAUUGUUCGUUUGGUUCUAAGAAAGACAAUCUGUAUAGGGCACAUUUUGCUAUGCUCACAAUCUGGCAAGUAGUACGAACCAAGCAAAGAAUGAUAUUAAUUGUGUCCCUCUGUUCUCGUAAAUGCUUUUUAUACUUCAGUAAAUCAGAAAGAUAUUCAGUUCCUUUCUAAAGAGAGAAUUACUGUGAUUUCUCACUUUGUGGCUGAUGUGUACACUGGCCAGGUUGUAGAUCCAGGGAAAUUCAAUAAGGGGGCUAUGAUGUUAACUUGAUAGUUGAGUGUGUAGCAUAUUGGGUUAAAAUCGGUUUUGUAGUGAUGGACAACGCAGAAGAAAUGGCAUUGAAAUGAAUCUGAAGGUAGCAAGACACAAGUUUGCCGUUGAACGCAUUGAUACUGGACCAUUUUUACAAAAAGCUAAUGACGGUGUUUUGAAUUGAUGGCAUUCAACAAAUCUGGAAAAUUCGAGAGAGGAGGUUUCAGUCGUCCUACAAGUUGAGUGGUAAAUGUAGUCCUUUUGGGUGCUAGUAAAUGCGUGGAAUGAGGAGAGAGGGUACUGGUCAUGCCAGCUCAAGUGCUGUGCGAUUAAGCAAUUUGUCGCUGUGACUGGCGACAGUGCCAUGACAACAUGAGGAGUGUGACCAAUCACCGAACGUAUUUUAAACACAAUAGUGAUGUUGUCGUGGCUCCAGUGCAGUUCGCAGUGAUAUCAAUUGCUUGUUUGUCUAGCUCUUCAAUUCAAAUGUUUGGGGUCAAAGACCUGGUAUUGUUGUCAAAUAGAAUGUCAGUGGAUGAAAUGAACUAAUAAAGUGCAACAUUUCAUUCAUUUAUUGGCUUCGACUCUUUCCACUGCAGUAAGUUCCUAUAAAAUUGCUCCGUGCUGAAAAAGGAACAUUCAGCUGCUUGCCACAUUUCGAGGAACUUUCCCCCGCCUGCUAAAUUGGUUUUAGAAUGUUAUUUAGUUGACCAUAAGAUAUGUAAAUUAUUUCAUGUGUAUGUAUUGUUCUUCCUGCCACACCAUGGCCGGCAUAUUUUCGGUCGAAAAAAACUGGCCGUACCUGAGUAACAAGUCCUCUUUGCAUCAAAAAGAUGAUUUGUAUAUUGUUGUGUGGUGUUGUGGGCGAACUUCUAUAUCUGAGGCAGACUACUUCACGUGUUAUAUUAUAUUAUAAUCUUGGAUCAUAUUUCAAUGGUGGGACUCCUGAAAUUCAAACUUACUUAAUGUGAGCGAUGUAUCCUGUGAAAGACCUCGUCCUCUGAAAUAACAUGAUGGUGGCAACGUCAUCCCAAAACUACCAAAUCAAGAUUUGCAUUUCCACUGAGUUGAUGGGUUCCUUCAUGGUGAUAAGCAAGUUAUUUCACGCUGCAUGUGUAUUUGUCUUUUAAGUAGUUUCAGUUUAAAGAUUAUGGAUGUGACUGAGACUAAUCCUACAUCCCUUGGGCUACUUCUUGGUAUCCUUAAGAGUGUUAUACAUAACUUGGCACAUUGCGCACUCAAUGUGUUAGUAGAUAGACUUCUGAAGAUUGCUUCAUAGGUCUUGAAAUUUUGGAAAAUGUUCAGAAUCAUUGGUAAUGAGGUAAUAUUUUCUAAAGUGUUAACAUUUGCUCUAAAGUUGUCAGGACGUGAUGUUGUGUAGCUGCGCGUGUUCCCUGUUGCCUCUCAUUAUCGUCUGGUCAGACACGUCACUGCUGAGUAAUGCCUCUGAAUCCUCAAUCAUGCUCAAAGAAAACAAUUGGUAGGAGUUGGUCAUUUCUGUACGAUACUUUGGCAUGAAAUUAAUUUUACUAAAUACAUUUCUGAAUGCACCAUGGGGACUACCAGUUUUACAUAGGGUGAACUACGUGUCAGUACAUGAAAUUAUGCAAACUUCAGGUCUAAUUAUGUGCUUGAAUUUGAAAGGGAACUUCAUCCCUGAAAACAAGUCUGAAGUUUGGAUAAUUAAACUAUUUGUUAUUUUGAUUAAAUUGCUGUAACAAAUGUGUCGGUAGUCCUACACGGGUUAUUAAACUAUGUCCUCUGUUAUAUGGUACCCUCAACUGUUGUAUCAGUUCCAAGUGCUAAAUUUUCAUAACCUCUCUUCUUCAUUGUGUAAUAUUUUCUUAAGUCCUUAAUUUUUAUCCGAGCAUAGUGGUGUACUCCUUGUUUGUUUGUUUACCUUGGUCGCAGUGAUUUAACUUUGUUGUGGAUUUGAAGAUUUAACGCAUUUGGUUGAUGUGAAAUGACUAAAACACAUCCAGUGGCUAGUCUCGUUAUGAGGGAUUUGCCAUCAUAUCCCAUUCCUAGUGAAUGAUCAAUUUACCAAUAUUGCUUGGCAGUUCAAUGCAUUUAACAACCAUAAUGAAAUCAAUUAUGUUAAUGUAAACACGUAAGAAUGAAAUGAGCAGUCCUGCUAUACUCCAGAUGGUGACAUCAUUGGAUUUAAGCAAAUUACCUAUCAUGUGGUAGGUUGAAGUGGGCGAUGGGUACAAAGAGUAAAAUUUGAUGUGGAUGUUUCUGCUAGACUUGAUGUUGCCUGAAAUGGUUGGAUGUGGUUUGUGGGAAGAAUUGGUUGAAGUCCUCUGGUUUUCAGGUUUAACUCUUAAGUGAACAAGUACAACACACCUAGUGAGUGGAAGGUCACUGGUAGCCAAUGGGUUUAAAUUAGUGCACUUUUGACUUCUCUGUUGAUAAAUUUCAUUGAUGUCACUGAAUACUUGAAGAGUUAAACUGAUGCAAUAUCUUGGGUAAAUACAGCAUCUUGGUCCUCUUGGGAGUUAUUUCAUGCUAGAUCAAGGUAGCAUAAUAAUUAUCAUGUCAGCUGUCAUUUAUUUGGUGAACCCUGAAUUAAACUUCAUUUCAAACUAA
This is a messenger RNA of Lineus longissimus, 4680 nucleotides long. RefSeq names its product casein kinase II subunit alpha. Lineage: Eukaryota; Metazoa; Nemertea; Pilidiophora; Heteronemertea; Lineidae. Gene Ontology annotation, molecular function: ATP binding; protein serine/threonine kinase activity. The record is from RefSeq and is a predicted model, not a curated record. Gene Ontology annotation, biological process: peptidyl-threonine phosphorylation; regulation of cell cycle; peptidyl-serine phosphorylation. The transcript has 11 exons. Gene Ontology annotation, cellular component: nucleus; protein kinase CK2 complex; cytosol. Bases 378 to 1637 code for a protein of 419 amino acids.